AUGGUAUCCUUGCACAGGGGAAGUUCAAUGGUGAACCCAUUAUGGUUUCAAAUGCGUGAAUCAGGGUCAUGGGGGAUCUGCGGAUGCGUGGAGUUUCACGCUUUUAUGGCUCUCAGGAUAGAUGCAGCAAAGGAGAGAGAGGGGGGGAGUGUUGAGCGCUGA
Plenodomus lingam JN3 is the source of this 162-nucleotide messenger RNA. Lineage: Eukaryota; Fungi; Ascomycota; Dothideomycetes; Pleosporales; Leptosphaeriaceae. The record is from RefSeq and is a predicted model, not a curated record.